Molecule: messenger RNA, 4042 nt
Organism: Fukomys damarensis (Damara mole-rat)
Lineage: Eukaryota; Metazoa; Chordata; Mammalia; Rodentia; Bathyergidae
Gene: Tbc1d19
Product: TBC1 domain family member 19
Exons: 23
Coding region: 313-2076 (587 amino acids)
Source: RefSeq, a predicted model, not a curated record
GGAGGCGCUGCAGCUCUGGAGGAAAGAGCUGUCCUCGUCCUUGAAUCCUAGAGUAGGCAGAACAAUGAGAUGAAAGCGACCUUGCUGCGCUGGUCUUUUUCUGCCAGCGGAACGCAGGUGCUGGGGACCUGAGGCGCAGAGGGGGACUAGAGAGAGACGAACACAGCCCUGCAGUUGCCUGGUAACGCGCGCUGGAGGAGUCCUAGCGGAAAAGGUCCUACGAAGUGUCACCGACCCCGAGCGGGACCCGGCCGCCCAUUCUCCUCGUGCCGGCGGCCCGUCCCCGCGGCUCGGCGGGCUAGGGCAGGGGAAAUGUUGCAGGAGGAGUCGGAUCUGUCUCUCAUGAUUGCCCAGAUAGUCCAAAAGCUCAAGGGCUCCAAUCUGUACGCUCAGCUGGAACGGCAGGCCUGGGCCAGUCUUCAGAAACCUGAGAUUAGACUUGAAUCACUAAAAGAAGAUAUUAAAGAAUUCUUUAAGAUAUCAGGUUGGGAGAAGAAACUUCAGAAUGCUGUUUAUAGUGAACUGAAUGUGUAUCCUUUACCUAGCCACCCUGCUGCACCUCCUGAACAUCUUAAAGAGCCUUUGGUAUACAUGAGAAAAGCACAGGGAAGUUGGGAAAAAAGAAUUCUGAAGAGUCUAAAUAGUAUGUGCACAGAACUGAGUAUCCCAUUGGCACGAAAGAGACCAGUUGGACAGCAGAAAGAACUUCUUAAUAAGUGGAAUGAAAUGGGAACUGAUGAACCAGAUUUAAGCCUUUUCCGGCCUGUUUAUGCACCUAAGGAUUUUCUUGAGGUAUUAAUUAAUCUUCGCAACCCAAAUUAUGAAAAUGGUGAUUCUCUUAGUUUUAGGACUCAUUUGGGUUUAAUCCAAGUUCCUCUCAAAGUAAAAGACAUCCCUGACUUGAAAGAAUGCUUUAUAGAGCUUGGCUUAAAUACAGGACAGCUGGGUAUAGAUGAUUCUACACAAGUGCCUCCUGAACUUUUUGAAAAUGAGCAUGUGCGUAUUGGGCAAAAAGUUCUAGCAGAACAGGACAGUGCUGCUGCUCAGCAGUAUAUCAGACAAGGAAGUCCUACGGCACUGAGAGCUGAGCUGUGGGCUCUCAUUUUAAAUAUUUCCAGUCAACCAGAGGAUAUUUUAUAUUAUGAGCAGCUUAAGGCCAAUGUGAUACAACAUGACCUUUUGGUGGACAGUCUAAUUUAUAAAGAUGUGAAGUUGACAGCAAGCAAUGAUGAUUAUUAUUUUGUAUUUGAAGAUUAUUUAUAUCAGGUAUUACUUUGUUUUUCCCGGGAUACGUCUGUUUUGGGUCACUUUGCAUACAACAGUGCUUCACCACCGAAAUCAUACAUAAGAGGAAAACUAGGAUUAGAAGAAUAUGCCGUCUUUUAUCCACCAAAUGAUUGGCUUGGAGUAGAUCACUUCUUCAAGGCUUGGCCAGAUAGCCCCUUUGGCUACCUCCGUGUCCUGGAGCAUACACAGUCAGGACAGCCUCUCCACCAGAGAAAAUAUGCAAGCCUCAGAAGCUGGCUCCGGGGUCUUUGGGCUGGGAGUUUGGGAGUCGUGGAUACCUGGGGUGUGAUCUGUGUAAUCCCUUUUCAUGGAUUUUCAAUGUAUGUUGCACCGCUUUGUUUUCUGUACCAUGAACCUUAUAAACUGUAUCAGACAUUCCGUGAGAUGUAUGUGCGUUUUUUCUUCAGACUCCAUUCCAUCUCUUCUCACCCUUCUGGUAUUGUGUCACUCUGUUUGCUGUUUGAGACCCUUCUUCAAACCUAUCUCCCACAACUCUUUUAUCAUCUACGAGAAAUUGGGGCUCAACCACUUCGCAUAUCAUUUAAGUGGAUGGUUCGUGCUUUCUCUGGAUACUUGGCUACAGAUCAACUCUUGCUCUUGUGGGACAGGAUCCUAGGAUACAACUCUCUGGAAAUUCUUGCUGUCCUGGCAGCUGCCGUGUUUGCUUUCCGAGCAGUGAACCUGAUGGAGGUGACAUCACUGGCUGCAGCUGAAGCAGUUCUUGCUGACCUUUCUACUUUAAAAGUUAUGCCUCUUCUUCAAAUUUUUCUGUUUGCUACUAUCACCUGAUCUUCUUCAAGGUCACUGACAGCACUUCUAGUUUUUCCUUAGGAACUAAUCAUGAACUAUGCAAACUCUGCAUAAAACCAAAAUUAAACUUUGCAUAUAAGCCAAUAAAGAUCAUGUUCCCUCCUCAGUUAAAGCUAAGUAGUUUUUCACUUUUUGAAACAAUAACCCUGCACACCAAAUAUUGCAUUGCAUGCUGCUGAUUUUCAAGAGAGAAGCAAUAGAUGUAACUUCUGCUAAAUUGAGUACUAUAUGUAUAGUACUCAAUCAUAUAUAUUACAUGUAUAAUGUGUCUAUAUAAUGUGUAUAAUAUACAUGUGUAAUGUAUAUGAUUGAGUAACCCAUAUAUACCCUAACUUAUAAAAGGCAUGUAACAAUAUAUGCAAUAAGAACUAAAUAUACUGUAAUAAACUUCAAGAGCUAAUGUAGCUUCUUGGGCAAUUCUUUUAGGUCAGUUUAUAAAGUUAUCCCUAGACAGUUUAUCAUAAAUUGCUCUUCACUCAGAAGCAGAAGUGAGGUGUGCUGUGAAAAGUCUUGAAAAACGCUUUUAAGUAUAAAUUUCAAGGUACUUUGGUAUUUUUAGCAACUUUUCACUAACUAGGGAUUUUCAAGAUUCCCCCCAUUUUAUUUGUCUCUUAAAUGUUUCCACUGGGAAGGUCAAAUGCAGUUAUCCAUCAGAUAAUACUCCAUUCUUCACUCUCUAAAUGGCAGGCAUCAUAGGGAGACCCCUCUGUACUUGUCAGCCCUCUGUUUCUUACACAGAGGCCUUGCCAUAGCUAAGGCGUGGAGUCAGAUUCUGUUUCUCUGGAAGAACACAAGGAAGACAUCCAGGGAAUGAAGGCAAUGAAGAAUCACAGCCAUACCCACUUUUUUGAAGCUUGGUUUAAGGAGACUUACUGCUAGGGUGGAGAAGCUAAGAGAAACCACAAGUAGGUAGGGGACAUUUAUUCUAGAAGACAUUAUGCGAGGCACCUGGUCUUCUUUGGGUCUUUAUUAUAAGUAAAGGGUUUCACUUCAUAUCACUUUGGAAAGAUGUACUAUUUCCAUGACAUGGAAUUAGACUAUAUGAAGAAAAUUAAAAAACAACUAUCUUUCAAUUUUAGCUCAAAUUUAAGAUGCUGAUCACGUCAACAAGAUUUUAAAUCAAUAGAUUAAUAACCCUAUACAUUGACUGGUGUUUGUUUUAUCCUAAUGUAUUUUAGGAAUCUUUUAUUUUUGCCAGUGUAUGUUAGGAAAAGUAUGAAAUUUAGCACAAGACUUCAAAUGUGGCAAAGUUUGGAAUAGUUUACAAAUUUGAAAAUCUGUAUUAAAUAUUCAUCUGGUAAUUGGUGACUUAUUGAAAAUUAAAUAAUUUAUUCUGUGAGUGAAUCUUAAUAAAUGCCAUUUUAUUGCUUUUGAAGGUUACACAUUUUUAAUCGUGUUUUGCCACUGUAUGUGUGCAAAUGUGCAAUUAUGGAGAGAGUAUGCACUCACUGUGGCUACUGUAAAUGGCAAAAGCUUUAGAAAGAAAGUGUGUUUUAAAUGAUUAAUAACAAAUGUGUACAGUAUUCCCAUCUCUUGCUUCUUUAUUUAGAAGAAUAUUGAUAAACUUUAAAAAGAGGCAGCGCAGUGGUCUGUUAUUACCAGAUUGGAGAAGUCUGGUCCUAGCUGUAAGCCCCUAAUUAAUUAAAUCUCUACUAUCUGUAAUUUGAGGGUAGAGUGAGAGAGACAAAUAAUAGGAAAUUUUUGUACCUGCUCCAUUUACCUCAUUGGAUUGUGUAGGACUAGAUGAAAAAAUAUAUGUGAAAGUGACAUUUUAAACUCCAAAGCACCAAGCAAAUAAGAUAUUGUUGGUAAUCAAUUUUAUGACAUUUUAAGGUGAAGUGGUAGAAGAUAUGAACAAUAUCUAACUUCAUUAGCAUUGAUAUUCUUUUUCUUGGUAAGUUGAGACUAUUUUAAAAAUUAAUGGAGACCAGAUGUGGUGGCGUAC